Stegostoma tigrinum is the source of this 2558-nucleotide messenger RNA. It is a transcript of the gene morf4l1, whose product is annotated as mortality factor 4 like 1. The transcript has 12 exons. The coding region runs from base 144 to 1118 and encodes 324 amino acids. Gene Ontology annotation, cellular component: NuA4 histone acetyltransferase complex; nucleus. The record is from RefSeq and is a predicted model, not a curated record. Lineage: Eukaryota; Metazoa; Chordata; Chondrichthyes; Orectolobiformes; Stegostomatidae. Gene Ontology annotation, biological process: regulation of DNA-templated transcription; chromatin organization.
CCCGAUGACGACCCGCCCCCCUCCAACCCGGUACGUCGUGUUGCUCGGCGCCCGUGCGAGAGCAGACCGGGCCGCGAUUAUGGUGCGGGGACAGAGGGGCAGCACAGGCGCUCGGAUUUAGCACGGAGAGACGGUUUGACUUGAUGGCUCCGAAACCGGACCCUAGACCCAAAUUUCAGGAAGGUGAACGAGUCUUGUGUUUCCAUGGGCCAUUGCUUUAUGAGGCAAAGUGUGUAAAAGUUGCUAUAAAGGACAAACAAGUGAAGUACUUCAUACAUUAUAGUGGCUGGAAUAAAAAUUGGGAUGAAUGGGUUCCAGAGAGUCGAGUGCUGAAGUAUGUGGACACAAACCUGCAAAAGCAGAAGGAACUACAAAAGGCUAAUCAAGAGCAAUGGGCAGAGGGCAAGAUGAGGGGUGCUGCACCAGCCAAGAAGGCUUCCACCAUGCAACAGAAGAAUGUUGAAAUAAAAACAAAGAAGAAUAAACAGAAAGCCCCCACAGCUGGUGAUGGAAGUAGCACUAGUGAGACACCACAGCCACCCAGGAAGAAAAGGGCAAGAGUGGACCCCACAAUGGAAAGUGAGGAGACAUUUAUGAACAGAGUAGAAGUCAAGGUUAAGAUUCCAGAGGAGUUGAAACCAUGGCUCGUGGAUGAUUGGGACCUGAUCACACGACAAAAACAGCUGUUUCACUUGCCUGCAAAAAAGAAUGUAGACACAGUGCUGGAGGAGUAUGCCAACUACAAAAAGUCACGUGGGAACACUGACAAUAACAAGGAAUAUGCAGUUAAUGAAGUAGUUGCUGGGAUUAAGGAAUAUUUCAAUGUGAUGUUGGGAACACAACUACUGUACAAAUUUGAAAGGCCACAGUAUGCAGAAAUAUUGGCUGAUCAUCCUGAUGCACCCAUGUCACAGAUUUAUGGAGCACCGCAUCUCCUUCGACUGUUUGUGAGAAUUGGAGCAAUGUUGGCGUACACACCUUUGGAUGAGAAGAGUCUCGCCUUGCUGCUGAAUUACUUGCACGAUUUCUUAAAGUACUUGGUGAAGAAUGCUUCGAGUCUCUUUAGUCCAGGUGAUUAUGAAGUUGCACCACCUGAGUAUCAUCGCAAAGCUGUGUGACUUUGGUAAUUGAAGUGACUUUAUCCCCUGGCUAUUGUGGUAUAUUUUUUUUUGAAAUUUUGUUUUGCAUAUGUAACUUUUUUUUUGUACAGAUGAAUCAAUCAACAACACUGCCAGUUGUACAUGUAACAGCGAAGUUCCUGGUGCCAUCUUUAAACCUUUUUAGUGGACUUCAGCAUUAAUGCCUAUUCAUUCUCCCCCUGGAUUUCUGGUGGGGGAGUUGUCACUUUGGGUUAAAACAAAUGACUUGCUUCUUCUUCAAUCUUCCAGUUUUUAUUUUAAAGAGGAGCAUUCAAUCAAUAUAACUUUCUGCUCAUGAUUAUCUGUAGUUAGCAAGUUUCAACAUUUUGAUGUUUUGGAUGCUUUUACCCAAGACUGGACUGGGAUUGGACUAGUUUUGAACACUAGUUCCUGGAUAACCAAAAACUUCUGUGACAUUUUUCAGCUCUUGAUGAUUUAAGAAGCUGGGUUUCAAUGUAUUGAUGCUGCAUGUCUGGAGUUUUAUCCUGCUUGUGAAAGAAAUUCAUGUCAAUGGUUUAGUUCGUAAUGGCUCACAACUGUGUGCUUAAUACUGAUGAUGAAACAACAGUUCCGUUUCCCAACUCACUUCAUCCCUAAGGAAGAAGAAAAUUGCUGUCAUUGAGUUUUGAAGAACAAGGCAAUUUAUUCCUUCUGACAAUUUGAGAGAUCCAAUAUUAUUUUAUCUCUUCUUUCUUCCUACUCUCCUGAAGGUGCUGCCUCACAAUGGGAGGUAAAUUUAACAGAUUUGAGUGGCCUUUUUAUAAUAAUUUUCUGUUUAACCAUUGUUCCUGUGCGAACUCUAUCGUGUGCACACUAUGAAGUUUGGAACCAAUAACCAACGAGCAAGUGGCAAUCCUGGUUGAGAGGGUGCUGCUGUGCCUGUGUGGGUUGAGACCAGUUAGCUCAGGCCCAGAAUCGUUUUAGUCUGUGCGGAUAAGUAUCAAACCAGGGGAAGGGUGAUCAAUUGUGUCUUCAAGCCCUGUAUCGAACUACAUGUCAUUGAAACUUUUGCUGGUUAAUCAGAGCUCACUUUACAGAAAUUUAUUCACUGCGCCAUGGCGACACUGACUACUACUUGAUCUUCAUGCCAUCCUGCACAGAGGACUGCAGUGAUUCACAAAAGCAUGAAAAAUCUCUGAAUGGCAGUGGAGGGGUAUCCCAACAGUUAUUCUAAGGUGCAGCUCUGUUCCUGCACCAAUCAUGCAUGGAAAAACCUUUAUGGCCAAUGUUGAUUGUGAAAUCGCCAGGAAGGAAGACCUGGAUGGUUCAGCUGGACUCACAUUCUAUCAACCCUGGUUUAAUUUGGUUCUGCCACAGCAAAUGGGCUGUUAGUUUGCUGCACAUUCCAAAAUAAAUGUCUUUUGUAGGUCAGUCUUGCAAACGGAGAGAGCUAUGUAAAAUAAAGAUUAUUUUCUAAGA